Molecule: messenger RNA, 1029 nt
Organism: Anopheles moucheti
Lineage: Eukaryota; Metazoa; Arthropoda; Insecta; Diptera; Culicidae
Product: microsomal glutathione S-transferase 1-like
Exons: 2
Coding region: 52-507 (151 amino acids)
Cellular component (GO): membrane
Source: RefSeq, a predicted model, not a curated record
AACAGGAUCACAUCUGGUAGGCACCAGUAAAACUUCCUUCCUACAAUCAACAUGACAUCCCUGUUGGCAAACAUCAACGAUGAGGUGUUCCGGACGUACAUCUUCUGGGCGGCGGUGCUAGUGCUGAAGAUGCUCGUCAUGUCCGUACUGACUGGCCGUCAGCGUUUCCGCAAGAAGGCAUUCGCCAAUCCGGAAGAUCUUCAACCCUCCAAGAAGGGUGCCACACCGAAGUUUGACGAUCCAGACGUGGAGCGUGUGCGCCGGGCCCAUCGUAACGAUUUGGAGAACAUUCUGCCAUUCUUCACCGCCGGGCUGCUGUACAUGCUGACCAACCCGGAACCGUUUAUCGCCAUCAAUCUUUUCCGUACGGUCGCUGUGGCCCGCAUUCUGCACACGAUUGUGUAUGCGGUCGUGGUCGUACCCCAACCAGCCCGUGGCUUAUCGUGGGCCAUUGCUUACUUUGCCACCGCUUACAUGGCGGUGAAGACCAUACUAUUUUUCCUUUAGAUUGCCGCUUAUUUUGAGCGUGUUUCUGGAAAUUGAAAGUAGAAAUAGAUAAUUGUUUUUUUUUUAAAUACAACACUCAAUAUUACCAGUUCGUUUGUCUUCCCCUCGCGAAAACGUGAAAAGACGAAAGACGUGGUCUUCAGGGACCAUCGAUUGGGUUCUUCGUUAGAGAAUUAGUGCAGCACAUAAUGAUUAUAAGAUUUUUAAUCUUAUACCAAUAUGCUCUCAAACUUAUUCUUCUACUUAACCGACAAAUAUUCCUCAACGCUACUUACUCAUUCCGCUGUCGAUUGGAUCUCUUCCGGGUGAGUGGUUCGCAUAUGUGCAUUGAUGAGUGUCUUGUAGCGAUAAGUUUUAUCGCAAAAUUGGCAAUUAAAUACAAUGCCAGUGUGCGUUAGCUCGUGCGACUUCCAUCCGUAUCGCGUUUUGAACUUUUUCGAACAAUGCUGACAGGUAAACGGUCGCUCCGACGAGUGUGAUCUUUCGUGUGUUUUAAGCGACUCUCUGUAAAUGAAACGUUAG